Schistosoma bovis is the source of this 3449-nucleotide messenger RNA. The record is from the annotation of a GenBank genome assembly. Lineage: Eukaryota; Metazoa; Platyhelminthes; Trematoda; Strigeidida; Schistosomatidae.
UUAAGGACUGUAUGAUGAUCCAAAAAAUUUUACAGAAAAUCCGUUUGUUUGAAAAUGGUGGCUUUAUAGAAUUUCAAAUUAUGCCAGGGUGGAUUUUUGAAGCUCAGUUUUAAAUUCCGUGUGGUGAUCCGUAAUUUACGUCUGAUCUUCAUCAGAUCAUUUAUGUGAUUCAUACAUGAAGGAAGAUAAGUUAUUUUGCAUCUGUGGACUAAUCGUCGGGAUCGUAUUGCUAUUUUAUGUAUUGUCGCCGUAUAGUCCGACAUGUUUACUAAGAAGCUGUAUGCAUAAUCAGAAUGACCGUACAGGUUUUCUGUAUGCUGUUCCAACUACAAAAACAACUAAGCAUUUGAUGACAUAUACGAGAGAUAAUUCAAGUAAUGUGUCUGUGCUCGUCUUCAUCCAUAUUCAGAAAACUGCCGGUACACUUCUAGAACGUCGUUUAGUUAAAGAUGGUUUAGUGGGCAAAACAUGUUACUGUUUUUUCAGAAGACGCUGCAAUUGUAAAACGCCAAGUGGUGAUACUUGGCUUGUCAGCAGAUAUUCUACAGGCUGGGUAUGUGGACUUCAUGCUGACUUAACUGAAUUAACGGAAUGUAUUGACAGCAAGCUAAACAAAGUGGACCAUCAUAUUAUUAAAAGAAGGUACAUAUAUUUUACUUUGUUACGUGAUCCUGUCGAUCGUUUUAUUAGUGAAUGGCAACAUAUACGUCGCGGUGCUACAUGGCAUACAGCUACUCUUCGAUGUAAUAAACAAUACCCACCACUUGAACACUAUAAACCAUGUUAUUUUAAUGAAGAAAUUGUCGAAAAUAUCCCGUCUAAUGUAUCCAUUAAAUCUGUUAUAGAUUGUCCUUACAAUUUAGCAAGUAAUCGUCAAACAAGAAUGUUAGCAAACCUUUCUAGUCUAGGAUGUUAUAAACAUUUAACGAAAUGGUCUCAACCUCUCAAUGUUACAGUAUUAACCCAUAUUCCACGAGUUUCAUUAGCUCUUUUAAACAGUGCUAAACAUAAUCUUGUCAGUAUUAUCAGUUGUUAUGGUUUAAGUGAAUACUUAAUUUAUUCACAAUACAUAUUACAAAAAUGUUUACAUAUUACUUUUAAACGUUCAUUUAUUGAAUUUAAUAAAAUAUCUUUUAUGAAACAAAGAUUAUUGUUUACACAUGCUACAAUAAUCCGUCCCAAUUUAAAUCAGUCUACUUUGCGUGAAAUACAAAAUGUAAAUAGGCUAGAUAUUUUUCUAUACAAUUUCGCCAAACAAUUAUUUGUGUAUCGAUUAGUAAAUUAUUUAUUAUUUGAUUCGGAUAUACCGCUGCAUUUCAGACGACCUUUACACACUAUUUGGCACAAUAGACCUAGAUCUAAGUCAUAUAUAUAUCUAAGUUAUUUACUGUUUUCCAAUCCUAUCAUCAAUUAUCAUGAUGCUAAUAUCAGUAGUAAUGCAUUUUCAUAUCGUUUCAAUUUAUUUCUUACUAAUUUGUUCAUUCGUAAAGGUAGCAUUCCAGUAUCCGAGUCUAUUUUAACCAGUGAAAAUAAGAAAUGGAGUGAUCGACUUUCUUACGAUUUUAAAAUCUAGUUUGUAAAUUACUUAGAAUUUGCUCAUCGACCCCCUCCCUCUUCGCUCACUUUUUGUAUUUCUAUUUUUCCGACCAGUUUUGGAUUAUAAAAUGAUGUUUGUUUUACCAAAUAUUAUUUAAAGUAUUUUUUCACAAAUUAUUCUAGUGAGAAGAGUAAAGAAAAAGCAACAAACUAUGAAAAGCAUUUGUAGGGGUGGCAUUAGUAUACCUAAUUUCUGUGCGUUAUUAUUAACGGUUAUUUCAUAUGAUUUUCAUUUUUUCAUAAUCGCCGGUUUUCAUUUUAUUCAGCAUAUCUUCUUUUUUUUCUCAAAUAAUUUUAAUCUAAUCAUGAGCUAAAUAUCCUUAUUUUGUACCCGAAAUGUAUUAUUUUAGUUAUUGUACGUUGUCGUUCAGUUGUUCAUAUCUCUAGAUAUGUACAUUUAUGAGUUAGCGAUUCAUUUAGAUACAAACGUUUGGACUAAUAUCUUCUUGCCGUAUUUUCUCAUUGGAUGUUGGGGAAAAAGAAGUAUCUGAACAUGUGGUUAGUGUUCUUAUAACAGAUUUUUUAGUCAAGCAGUUAAAGUGGACAGUUCACAGGAUCAAAUCACUAGUAGUCGGACUCAAUUUGUUGUCACAGGGUUAUUUUAAGCAGCUUAAUGUAUCAACAGCAUCACUAAGUUGUGAGUGAGUUUUCUCGAAUUUCUAACAUCAGGACCAGUAGAUAUCAGAGGUCACCACACAAAGAUUCCUAAGGCUGUGAUUAUUUUAAAUUCACUUCCAUCGGGGUGAGAUAAUUUUUUAAGUAUAUGAGUCAACUGUUCUAACGAAGUGUGUCUACUGGGAUAAUAACUUUCUUGAUUUCGAUUUAUACUUGAAUUAAGUGAAAAGUCAGUCUCAUUCCCUCAAGGGCAUUCCUGGACUGACAAAAUAUCUGUCCUAUACUCACUUUCACUUUUAAUGACAUGCUUGGGAAUCCUCAGAAGUGGGAAAAUAGAAAACAAAUCCACUUGCGCCAUUACGAACGAAUCUGAGCAAUGUCUUGCGAACCUUCCAACCAUUGAUUACUGUAGUCUCAUGGGGCCCAACAAAGUAGUCUGCACCAACCUGUAUGACUUGAUCCAACAGUCAGUGACUCCAUGGAUUAAUACCAUGUCUUGGUUUGCCCGUAAACAGCUUUCUCCCUACUUACUCCAACACCAGCGGUCACCGCGAGUCUGAGUCGCCAUACGUAAUAUACGUCCCAACAGUGUGUCGAUAAACACUUACUACCUCAUCAAUGGAUUUGUCAUCUUUAUCUAAUGCUCUACGUCUAAGUAAAGUACUUCGAACUCCGUGGUCCCAAAAUACACGACAUUUUUGAUCGAGUUCUAGUAACCUGCGCAUAUCAUCUAUGUUAAGGGCCACGUUUCAAAGUCGUAAAGUAGGACGGAAUAAACUGUUGCUCAGUAUACUCAUCCUCUAGUUGGCAGAUAGAUAUCUCGCAAGUUGACAAGAGCCAGUCAAACUUACUAAAUCCAUACCGAGAUUUCGUUGGAUAUCAACUCAUCAGGACUGAUGAAACUUCUCAAAUAAAUGAAGGCACCGACAAACUCAACUACUUCACUUUUUACUAUUAGUUCAUGCAUUGAUGUAGACUAAACUUAAGGUGACUUCUUGAAUUUGGAGAGAGAAACACCGAAAGCAUGCUGACAUUGUUGUUUGAAUCAAUCAGAAGACGUCUUCUUCAAAUAGGACUACAUCAUCUGCUUCAACAAAUGAAUCUCCAAGUAGAUAAUUGUGGAUGUCUUUAAUAAUGAGUAUUUACUGCUGUAUUGUAGUUGAAUUCAACUAGUCAACUUUAAUUGUUCAAAAAUGCUUUCAUAGAAACUACUCCGCUUCUAUCUGGAUGAUAUUUCG